Messenger RNA from Cryptotermes secundus, 5563 nucleotides. Its product is annotated as 5-hydroxytryptamine receptor 1. Bases 1832 to 3388 code for a protein of 518 amino acids. The record is from RefSeq and is a predicted model, not a curated record. The transcript is spliced from 2 exons. Gene Ontology annotation, molecular function: G protein-coupled amine receptor activity. Gene Ontology annotation, biological process: adenylate cyclase-activating adrenergic receptor signaling pathway. Gene Ontology annotation, cellular component: membrane. NCBI's taxonomy places the organism in Eukaryota, Metazoa, Arthropoda, Insecta, Blattodea, Kalotermitidae.
AGCGCGGCGCGGAUGUGUGUUCUGCAGGGGAUUCCCCCCCAUUCGAACCUCUCGACACAUUUAGUGCAACCAUGGUAACGAUUGUUGUCACAUCGGGGGUUCCCACGUCUGCUGGUCUUAUCGGGUGGUAGCAUGAACUGACGUCACCGCGUGUACCUGCAGCCAUGGCCAAGACCAUUAGCCUGAUUGGUCCCAGGCACUCACUUGUGUCGUCACGCAAGGAGCUCAGUGUGUUAUGUGGCCAGCCGCUCUGCCCGGCUGGCUUACGUCUUGUCUCGACUGGAGUACCUUCAUGAGCGAACCUCUUAGGAUCCUAAAGAUUUGUUGUGUGGUCGCGAAUUUUGUUUGUGCGGCGCUGACACAAGAAAUUGCGUUGGAUAGUGUUGUUAAUAACAAUACCUGUUCAGUGAUGAAGUGUUGUGAAGUGUUGAGUCGAAGUGGAUCUAGUUGCCUACUUGGAGACAAAGCACAGUGAUUACUUUCAAACUAUAUCGGGCAGCAAUGGGAGUGUAUAAACAUCGCGUGGACACGCGGAUAAAAUUCGUUGACAACAGGACUAGACGCCAGUGCAACGCCAUCUGAAGUACAUUAACUGAAUCACAUCACGAGUUAUUAACACAACAAUGGAUGUUGUACCCAGCGCCCCUAGUGACUUGGGAAUGGAACAAAAACAACUGCUACUUCCUUAAUUAACUCAAAAGAUGUUAUCUCAAACGCAAACACAUCUCUCUCGUCACAGAUUAGUGAAAACGAGCCUCUGAUUUCAAAUUACGUCACGAUUAGCCACCCCGGUUCUCGUAUGCUGGGGUCGUGAGGGCGUUGGAACCGACGCUUCCUGUUCGACGCCUCAGCACAGGCGCUCAUUAGCAUUUGUGACUGUCGACAGAAUUAUCUCCGAGAUAUUCCCGUAGUUAUCAGUGCCAUUGACAAAUGAGAUAAUUCAUCUGUGAUAGGAUACCGAACCUAUCUGCACACGCUAUCGUUGAGUGCAAGUUAUCUUCGGAUAAUCACAUAGAAUUAAUCUGUAAUAUAUAAUAUUCCGUUUUCUAGGUCUGACAGAAGGAAUUUAAAGGAAUUGAAUUGUUCCUCACGUUUGCAAUUAUUUUAAUUUCUGUAUGUACAUGCUGAUCACGCACGCUUUUGUCGGUUGGUGUCUUCUGUAAAUAAGUCUGAUAAGUGUAAACGGGAGUGACAGCGAGGAUUACAUCGAGGAAAAGAGGAAUAGAACGUGAAAACAAAGCAAAAUUCCGACCGUCAUUACGAGGUUCCUAUAAGCCAAAGAAAUUGAGUACCUUUAAAAGUGUUUUUUUUUUGUUCCAUAAUUUCCUAUACGAAGAAACAAAACGCUUGCAAGAGACUGCUCAGCAGCUGUGCAUUUGUAAGCGGGAAUCGUUGCAACACUGAGACGGCACCUGUCCUCUCCACUGGGACUCUGGGAAGAUGGAGUGUUUCUGUGUGAAAAGUGCGCCGCAUAACGUUCCAGAGCGUGUACCCGUGUCGUGCAAGUCAGGGGCACGAAUCCCUUCUGAAUGAGACGAAACAGCCGUGGAGUAGGGCCCACCGACGUUAAACAAUGGGUCCACAUUGUUGCUGUCACGAGAGGCCCAGAGCAUGCUCGGCCGCAGUCCGUGUCCACAUUCUACCUCAACAUUCGCUGCUGGUGUGCCCAGUAAAGUCAAGGGAACGCAGACUUCACUGCGACCUAUCGAUCACUCAUCCAAUCAAUCAUCUGGCAGUGCAAUAUAAUUUAGACUGACGUGAUAAGUAUCAGACGCGCCGUGAAAGCGCGGAAGGCAGUGAAUCAUAGCAGUUAGGCCAGCACCGACGACGUAUGGAGGGCAGUAACGUUACCAUAGCAACGACAAUUACCACUGUCUUCUCCGGGCUCCGGCCAUCCUCAACCCCGCCGCCCGCCCCAUGGUUCCCCGGCCCCGACUCUCACUACAGCCCCGUGGAGGCCGUUAUCAUCGCGCUCGUCUUGCUGUGCGUCACUAUAGGCACCGUCGUGGGGAACAUCUUGGUGUGCGUGGCGGUGUGUCUGGUGCGCAAGUUGCGGAGACCCUGCAACUACUUGCUGGUCUCGCUCGCCGUGUCGGACCUCUGCGUCGCGCUUCUCGUUAUGCCCAUGGCUCUCCUGUACGAGAUCCUGGGCCGCUGGAGCUUCGGCCCCGUGGUCUGUGACCUCUGGGUCUCAUUUGAUGUGUUGUCCUGCACGGCGUCUAUCCUCAACCUCUGCAUGAUCAGCGUCGACCGGUACUACGCCAUUACGAAGCCGCUGGAAUACGGCGUCAAGAGGACGCCUCGUCGGAUGAUCGCCUGUGUGUCACUUGUGUGGCUGGGCGCCGCCUGCAUCAGCCUGCCGCCUCUCCUCAUCCUGGGCAACGAGCACGGGCAGACCGAGACAGGCACCUCGCAGCAGUGCAUCGUGUGUCAGAACUUUGGUUACCAGAUCUACGCCACGCUGGGCUCCUUCUAUAUCCCUCUGACUGUGAUGAUCAUUGUGUACUACAAGAUAUUCAGGGCGGCCCGCAGGAUCGUGUUAGAGGAGCGCAGGGCCCAGUCGCACCUGGAGACGCACAGUUACUUGGAGAUCAGCGUCAAGAACGGAGGGGGCCCUCCAGAAACCAGAGUGGCAAGUACAGCCUCGUCACCAGCUGUGGCUUCCGCAGCUCGCGUGCAGCACCAUCGCACCAGCACCACCAGCACCACCACCACUUGCAGUGGCAACACGAGGUGCUUCUCGACUUCCUCUGCGCCGCGACGCUCCAAUGAAUCCCAGUGUCCGAUUCUGCACCAGCAUGGCGCCCGGCAGGGUGGUGCCGCCAAGAAGAACAGCGUCGGCAAGUUCAUGAGGAAGAAGGCGGGCGGCAGGAACCACAACUCCUCAGCCGUGCCCUGCAUGACGCUUUCUCACCACAAGAAGCUGCGGUUCGCCCUGGCCAAAGAGCGCAAGGCCUCCACCACCCUGGGCAUUAUCAUGAGCGCCUUCACCAUCUGCUGGUUCCCAUUCUUUGUCCUCGCCCUCGUCAGGCCCUUCCUGAGGAACGAUCCAUCGCCCAUCCCCCCGUCCCUGUCCAGCCUCUUCCUCUGGCUGGGCUAUGCCAACUCCCUUCUGAACCCUAUCAUCUACGCCACCCUGAACAGGGACUUCCGGAAACCGUUCCAGCAGAUCUUGUUCUUCCGGUGCGGCUCCCUCAACCACAUGAUGCGAGAGGAGUUCUAUCAGUCUCAGUACGGAGACCCAGAGCAUCACUAUUGCGUCAUCAACAGCAGCCAGCAGUACCAGACGGCUCGGGACGGGGAGGAUGUGGAGGAGACGGUACCGGGAGUCGAACCUGAGCACACCACUUCCGGUGCAUCGCCGCGCGCCGACGAGUCGUUCCUGUGAUACUCUGACUGACUGGCUUCCGAAAACCCCCUGAGUCCUCAUUUCAUCACAUCUGUUUGUGCCUGUUGGAACACCCCCCCCCCACCCUGGCCCCGUACUCUACGUCGCACCAGUGACUUCUCAUUAAACAUUACUCAUUUGCUUUUGUUCGUUGCCAUGGAGACCGACUUACUGUGUAGCAUAAUAAUGACGUCACGUCUUGCUUUCUAUUUUGUUUCGUAGUCUUAAUACAUCUGCUCGUAAGGAAUGUUACUUGUGACGCUCAUGCAGGUACCGUGCAUAUACACCGCGAUCAGUUUGUCUGUCUGCUGGCACUUGUUGCACUUCACGCACAAAUUCGUUUCCAAUUAGUGUGCACUCUCUGUUUGCACCUGUGCAAACCGUCACGAUUGGUUUGAUGUAAAUCCUUCUGAACAGAACGGAAACAGAAUUUUUUGUAAGAUCUGAGUUCUUCAGGUGUAUAGAACCCAUACUGUGUUGUUCUGGAAUUCGUUUAGUUUGGUAGGUACCUACCAACGUUUUGCAGGAAUCUGCUGCCUCCAUCUUCAGGGUUCAGCCACGACGGUGAAGACGGUAUGUUCCUCUGAAACGUUGGUACCCACGGACCUGACUGCAAGAUGUCGUCGCUGCGUGCAAGAGCAAAUAAACAGAACCCAUCCAAAAGAAGCUUUAUGCCUUUAGAGGCUCCUUAAAAAUAGAACUAGAGAUGUGACGUCAGCACUUGCAUGAUUACCGGGCAGGGAGCGCCAGCUACAAGCAUUGUUUGCACGCAAAAAGAAAUCCACUCUAUUCCAAUCAGCAAGCUGAAUGUCAGUGUUUAUACCGAGCCAUGGAUUCUGAAAUGUCUGCUUGAAACAGCGAUGAUAAACAUCAAUAUCCCAUACCCGUGGCGGGAUUCGAGAGUACUAUCGCAACAUUCGCCAGAUGAUCUGAGGCACGCUUGGUGUAGGGGCGCAGGACCUCAUGUCACUUUCCUUCUAGGUCACUUCCUGCAGGAGGAAAAUGGCGCUCACCGAUAAACAGAGAUAUUAAACUUGUUCUGCAACUGAGCAGCAUCCGGUAGGCUCUCUGACUGGCCCAAUGGAUCUCAGCUGCUCGUGAAAUUAUUGCUCCGUUACUCAACAAAUUCUCCAACUUUCAUGGAACGUUAGGGUUCAUUACCAUGCUCACAAAAGCCUGUCAAUAGAUGUUAAACCCCAUUUCUUCGCACAACACACCGAAACCAGAAUCUCGAAGCUUUCUACGCGUGACGUCUAGCCGCCCCCCCCACUGACAUCUUCAGCCUUGCAAGUGUUAUUGGGUGUUCCUGCCUCUGGCAAAACGUAGAGUACAGAUAUCCUCCGACGGCAGUUUACCCCAGUGGUUUGCAAUGUGUGGGGCGUGCCCUCCAGGAAAGUAUAGUUAUAUAGUAAAAAACAGAAUUCAUUGCAAUUCUGAGACCGCUUGUCCAGUUUCGUGCAUUUGUAAAUUCUCGAUAAAUGUGACUUCUUGCUAAAAGCCUUUUGUAUGUAAAUUUUAAACACACACACACACAAAAUGAAGGGCAAACGGAACUGUUCUUUAGACGCACAGAAAGUGUCAAGCAAGGGUCACGAUGCAACAUUUGAUAAGAUGACGUUGUCUAAAGUUUGGAAACCACUGGCAGGCAACGCAAAGGCCAAAUAGUGACGAUGAACGGAGGCCUAAGUCUAUUCUUUUGUAGAAAAUUUUCUCAGGUAACUUCUAUGAGUGUUGUUUUCUUGAGAACUCAAACGCUUCUCCUGUGGGCCUUGUGAUUGGCCCGUCUAGCGCGCACUGCGCAGUCUCCAGUAGCGGCCAUUUGCUUUGACUCUGACGAACAGAUGUUUGUUAGUGGCGUUACUUGACGUUCCUGUGACUUCUACUCGUGUCUGUACAAAUGGAAAGUUCAAUGAAUAUUUUAUACUUAGAUAUGACAGUGAUUAAUGACGUUUGAUGAUCCUGUCAUUAUAUCUGCCAUGCAUACACAAAAAAGGAAAAGGAGGAACAUGUUCAUUUCCAAACCGUACAUUUCCUUUGCUCGACCGCCUUCACGAAAUGCAAGCGAUGUUUUAAACGUUAGUAGGGUCUAUUGUGGGAGCCGCGAUGGCUCAGUCGGUAUAGCGACUGGCUACGGGCUGGACGACCGAGAGGUCGGUGUUCGAGUCCGGGCGUGAA